CCUUACCUUACCUUAGCUUCUGGCCACGACGACCAUGUCAUCGUUAAUGUCCAUUUCCCACAACCUUAAACCCACCAUCUUGGUUUCCCCUUCUCUGCACCACCCUUCCUCUUUUCCAUUCCCAUUAUCUUUCAAACCACCCUUCUCUGCUUCCCAUUCUCUAAUCCUCACCCGAAGACUCUUCCUUCCUUCUGUUUCCGGCAUCUGGGACGCCAUCACCGGUGGCAAUAACAAUGCCCGUGAAGCCGUUCUCGCAAUCCGACGCGGAAUGUCUCUCUUUCGCCAGGGUGAUGUUUCGGGUUCUGUUGAGGAGUUCGACAAGGCAAUUCAGCUGGACCCUCGUCAAAAGGCGUAUCUUUGGCAAAGGGGCUUAUCACUUUACUACCUUAACCGUCCAAAGUCAAAGGAGUGUGGGCUAGCAAAAUCCAAAUUGGAUCUGAAAGUAUCUGAAUUGGACCCCUUUUGCCGUAGAUUUGAUGAGGGAGCUGAGCAGUUUCGGUUAGAUGUUGCGCAAAAUCCAAAUGACACUGAAGAGUCCAUAUGGUGCUUUCUGUGUGAAGCUCAAUUGUAUGGAGUGGAUGAAGCAAGGAAGCGGUAUCUUGAGGUUGGCACAGACCCAAGGCCAGUCAUGCGGGAAGCAUAUAACAUGUUUAAAGAUGGUGGGGAUCCUGAAAAGCUUGUAGCUGCAUUCUCUGGUAGCAGAGAAGGUGAAUAUUUUUAUGCUUCGUUAUAUGCUGGACUUUAUUACGAAUCUCAGAACCAAGCAGAUGCUGCUAAAGUUCACAUAGUUGCGGCAUGCCAGUCUUCUUAUGGACAAAGGUCUGAUGAUUAUAUGGCUUCUCUCUCCAAGGUUCACUGUCUCUGUCGAAAUUGGGUCUUCAACUAAAAUAUUUUCCAGUGUUUCCAUUGCGUAUGAUGAAGCUGAUUCAUAAGUUUCUGUAUACACUACUCACAGCAUCUUGUGAGUUAUUAUGUUACUGGAACAGAUAAAAGAUUUUAUCAUAUUCCUUUAUCUUUUCACUUGAUUCUGUGGCCUACAUGAAUUGGCACACGUGCCUUGUUGAAUAUGAAUUCAAAUCAUCUGUCAUUUCUCUA
Molecule: messenger RNA, 1095 nt
Organism: Cajanus cajan (pigeon pea)
Lineage: Eukaryota; Viridiplantae; Streptophyta; Magnoliopsida; Fabales; Fabaceae
Product: Tetratricopeptide repeat (TPR)-like superfamily protein
Cellular component (GO): chloroplast
Molecular function (GO): protein binding
Source: RefSeq, a predicted model, not a curated record